Scomber scombrus (Atlantic mackerel) is the source of this 2312-nucleotide messenger RNA. RefSeq lists its product as uncharacterized. Gene Ontology annotation, molecular function: nucleic acid binding. The transcript has 2 exons. Bases 121 to 1380 code for a protein of 419 amino acids. The record is from RefSeq and is a predicted model, not a curated record. Lineage: Eukaryota; Metazoa; Chordata; Actinopteri; Scombriformes; Scombridae.
GGCAUCCUGUCAGGCGCGCAACGGGUAUAUAUAUCCCACAACUAUUUGACAUUUAAUACUUUCUGGAUUGACGCAGCUAAAGGGUUAUAGAGGUUUUCUGACUUAAGACAUUGCUCAAAGAUGCAGCAAGCAGCCACAAGGCAGAAGAAAACUAUGACGGUCAUACGCCUAAUUUUCAUAUGCAUGCUGCCACUGACUGCAAACAGCCAGAAUGACUUCAACACUGUGGCAACAGGAAAGUUGACUCCUGACCAGGUGACACCAGCGAUGUCCAACUUUACAUCCAUCAUCGCUGCCGUAACUACAAAAAAUAAUGAAACUAUGAAAACCAGUGCUACACCUUCACUGCCAGCACAUCAAACAACACCUUCUAAGACUCUCCAACCAGAUAUUCACACAGCAACUUCAACUUAUUCCAUUUUGUCUCAGUCGAGCAGCUCAACAACGGGCAGUGAAGUCACGUCAGCAACAAUGGUUGUAAGCAAUCAAACCAGCAACCCAACCACACCUACAAGGGUACCUCGAAUGUUAAGAGGCUCCACCCAAAGCCAAGAGGCAAGAAAGACGUCAACCUCCCUAUUCAUCAGCGAUAAAACCACCCGUUCCUUUACAAGUUUGACACAGUCUACAAACCACGUGUCUACUAUAAUAUCAUCUACCAAGCCCGUAUCUACACAGACACUUCCAGUCACAAGUGGUGGUGAUACACAGUCCACGGGUUUAUACAAAACCUCAAAGACCACUGCAGGGACACCAGUCAAAAGCAUCACCAAGACAAAGAAAAAACCAGAUCCUUCACAAAACAGUGCAGACAACCAAAAUAACCAUGGUAAAGUAGUGGCAGGGCUUAUAGGUGGAGCCCUGACACUCAUGAUGGCUGGACUCCUGUUCAUCUAUAUAAAGAAACGGAAGCUUCAGAAGCAGCAGAUAACAACUAGUGAAUGGGCCGGACCUUCACCAUUUUUACAGGAUGGAGCUGACAAUGGCCAAGUAUCACUGAGGUCGUCCAACCGAAUUUCUUUUACCGGCUUCCUGCCACAGAGACAAUCUAAAAGGUUGUCUUUGCUCCCGGAAGGAGAUGAGUUAGAAGAGAUUACAGCAGGUAGUACCUUUGGAGGUAAAAAUCAAGGGAGUUCAUUUGGCCGAGAGGAAGAUGGAAAUGAUGUAAAAGAAAGCAACGGGACUGCAGCACUUAAUCCGGAAAUGAAAAGCACAGGAGAUACUGCAGAGCCUGUUGAAGACUCUGUCUCAGUGACCUCCUCACAAACGAAUGAUGCGCCGUCCACCAAUGACAAGCCAGAGACUGCAAACUUUAGUGAAGACGUUUCUGCCAACCCCCCUACUCAAUCUGAAGCUGCGGAAGACUCUACAGAACAGUGAACUAAAUCCCAAAACCCCCUAAUGCAUCCAUUAUACCCCCUCAGACUUUCAUUGGUUCCCAGGCGGCUUCUACUGUGACUGUGAUGUCAGGAAUGACAUCAAGACAAGAGAGAAGUAAUGUUGAUCUACGUCAUUACUGCAAACUGUGCAAAGUCUUUUAAGAAGUUGAUAACUUGGUCUAUUGAGAUUCUGAAACCAUUAUUUCUACAAAGCUACACUGUUCCAUGAAAUAAGGCUUUAGAAUAAGUUGUAAAAGAUGUACUUCAUUUUGCUGCAUCUCUAAAUUGCUGCUCACACUUAAAAUUUAGUAAAAUUAGAAUAUGUAUAGAAAACCCCCCACAAAUUUAACAUAUUUAUGAUCUCAUUCUUUGAUAAGUAUGAUGAUUUUAACAGUAUAAGCAAAAGUAGAUAAGAUGAGAUAAGAUAUAUUAUAUACAUAUAUAUAUAUAUAUACACACACACAUAUAUACACAUACAUAUUUAAGUUUGUUUUAGCUUGAUAUAGUGUACAAAUGAUUUAUUUAAUGAAGAGGAAAUAGAAGACGUGUGAAUAUAGUAUUUUUGUAUGAAUGUAUUUUUGUAAAAAUGUCAAAUGUGUAUCUGUGUAUCUGUACUACUUGUAGUCAGUCAUGUACAGGGGCACAAUGGAAUUUGGUGUCAUAAUUUGGGGCAAACUACAUCACGAUGGAAAAACUAUAUUUUAACAUUAACUGCUUGCUUUUGUGUCAUGCUUUUUGAACAUAUUAGCUUAGACUAGUCAUAUUUUUCACAUUAUCACACAGAACAUUUAGCUAAAUGUCUGUUUUCUUGUGACUUGCCAGCAUUAGCCAACCAGCCAGCCAAGCCAAAGUGUUACUAUCAGCCUGUUAAAAGUCUAACACCUAAAGCAGGGAUGUCUUAAAUACAUCAGGCAACAAAGAAGAAGCAAUAAA